AGGGAACCUAAGUACGAAUUCCAAAACUCUUCUAGAGUGGAACUUCGUGGUCGUUUAGAUCCUAAAUCCGUGAAAAUGGCUGAACGUUAUUUGGUUGGUGAGACCGUUGCCCCGGCUGGCAUGGUCGUCCCGGAAGGACUCAAGAAGAAGAUCGAGCGCAAUGGUGCUCUUUUGAAGGCCAAGAAGGAAGCCCUCGCUGACAUCAAGAAGCAGAACAAGGUCAAGCGUCACGAUUUGAAGCUCCGUGCCUCCAAGUACGAGAAGCAGUACCGCAAUGACGAGAAGCGCCUGAUCGCUCAGCGCCGAUUGGCUAAGGCUACUGGUAUUUUUAAGGACCACAAAGAAAGCUGAUCAAAAGCAUGAACCUGAAAUCUAAAGAUGGAAAGGAUUUUGCUUUUGGUUGUUGCGUGUUGAUUUAGGUUCUGGACUUCCCGUAGAAAUUUCGUAUAUAGGGAAUUUAGCGUUGUAUCUUAGUUUUGGAUCGUUCUAGAAGGAGAGAACAUCUUCACUGUGUCUCUCAUUUGUCCCAUAAAAACACCUAAAACAGCCAUCUUUCUCCUAUCCACCCCUCUUUGUUCUGCCCCGAAACCACCAUCUUCUCCCACCCGACAGGUAACUUCUUCGUCGAGCCGGAAGCCAAGAUGAUGUUCGUGAUCCGUAUCACCGGUAUCAACAAGAUGGCUCCGAAGCCGCGUAAGAUCUUCAAGCUCCUCCGUCUGGAUCAGCUCCACAAGGUACUAUUGCCUCCUAAACAAGACUACUCUGUCCUAGAAUCGGUUUGGGUUUCGACUCCACUCCGCCAUCAUGAUUCUUGAAUAAAGCCACUUAGAAAAUCGCAUGUGGUUGUAGUAGUAUGAAAGCUGGAUAAUUUAGAUUCUGUACUCCUCGCUGCCUUUCCGUCCACCCAUCCUGAUUUGUCCGCCACUCAUGUCACGUAGUUUGGAAGUUUCUAUCAUUUGGCAUUACCUAAGAUUCCUUCCUCCACAAAACUCCAACAGGGCGUCUUCGUCAAGUGCACCAAGCCGAUGAUGAACAUGCUCAAGUGCAUCAUGCCGUAUGUUGUUUGCGGUUACCCGAACUUGAAGACCGUCAAGAACCUCGUCCUCAAGCGCGGUUACGGACGUGUCAACAAGCAGCGUCUCCCCAUCCAGGACAACGAGAUGAUCUCCGCUGCCCUCGGACAGUAUGGCAUCCACGGCGUCGAUGACCUCGUUCACGAGAUCUUCACCGUCGGCCCGAACUUCAAGCAGGCCAACAGCUUCUUGUGGGCCUUCAAAUUGUCCUCCCCGAAUGGCGGAUGGGUCCUGAAGAAGCACGGAUUCCACGAGCCGAAGGGCGGAGACUGGGGUAACCGCGAAGAGCUCAUCAACGAAAUCGUGCGUCGUAUGAUGUAAGCCGGAGGCAAGAGGAGACCCAUCUUCUACAACUACUUGUUACUCGCUGUAAUAUAGUAGACGGACAACUUCAACUACUCAUAGUGGAGACGGUUGUUGUGAUGACCAACUAUGAAGCAUGAAGACGGACAGACGCUGAUACACCACUUUGAAGAGGGUCUCAUUUUUAGAUAAGUUUGGGUAGGUGAAAACCUCAAACAUGAACAAAUCGAGAAUGACACCUUUUGACGACUCGAAACGUGUUAUCAGCUAGUGCCAUACCAUAUUGACGGAUGAUCUAAACUUCAAAAGAAAGUCAGCCUGUGCGGUUAUCGACAGGUGCGGAACACCUGCGACGCGGGUGUUGUCCAUGCGAGGGGCGUGGUUCCUGUAUGCGUUCGAUGCUUCCGUUAACAAUUUACGU
Amoebophrya sp. A25 is the source of this 1797-nucleotide messenger RNA. The record is from the annotation of a GenBank genome assembly. NCBI's taxonomy places the organism in Eukaryota, Dinophyceae, Syndiniales, Amoebophryaceae.